CGACAUUUACACGAUGCUUAUAGUGUGGUGAUAUCGUUACGGUGUCGGGGAGUGUCUCCGCUGUUUUGCAAUACCAGAGAUUUGAUUUUGACAUAUAUCGUUGAGGUUGAAUGUGUUAAGAAAGGUACAAAAGUGAGAUUUUCUGACGGCGCACUUUGGCCUACUGCGGGAGGCUGCGAGCGGGAAAGUCACCCGAUUCCAUCGAACGAUCGCACUAUUUUGAUGAUGAUGAUGUUUGAAAUUAGCGCAUGCAAUUUUUCUCCGAUCACAUGCACGUAGCUGAAGGAUAGAUAUUAUGUCGUCGUGGGACUGGAUGGGCUCCCUAAGGGUGAGAGAGGGUCUGUGGGAACCAGCCUGAUGGACUGGUCGUAGGGUGCAGUCAGAGGCUAUGAGCAGCAACGAGUGUUUUGGUUGCGGCCGAACAGGCCACUGGAUCAAGAACUGUCCAAAUGCUGGGCGUGGACGUGGCAAGGGUCGUGGCAGGGGAAAAGAUCUUUUUUGUUAUCGUUGUGGAGAACCAGGACACGUUGCGAGGGACUGUGAGAGGACUGAGGAUGCAUGCUACAACUGUGGCAGGGGUGGCCACAUCUCCCGGGAUUGCAAAGAACCCAAGAAGGAGAGGGAGCAGGUCUGCUACAACUGUGGCAAGGCUGGCCACAUGGCUCGUGACUGUGACCAUGCCAAUGAGCAGAAGUGCUACUCCUGUGGUGGUUUUGGACACAUUCAGAAAGGCUGUGAGAAAGUCAAGUGCUACAGGUGCGGUGAGAUCGGCCAUGUUGCCGUACAGUGCAGCAAGGCAAGCGAGGUCAACUGCUACAACUGCGGAAAAUCUGGCCACGUGGCGAAAGAAUGCACCAUCGAGGCCACCGCUUAACCCUGUUUCCUUGCUCGCCCCUCCUUUUUCCGAUUGAUGGUUGUAUUAUUUUCUCGGAAUCCUCUUCACUGGCCAACGGUUGGCAGAUAGAGGCUAUUCCCAGGCCAGUGAGCUCUUGACAUGUAAAAGGAGGAAAGGGGUGGAAAAAACUUUCCACUUUCUACAUUUAAUACAAAAAAUUUUUUGUUUAGUUUGGUAGAGGUGUUAUGUAUAAUGCUUUGUUAAAGAACCCCCUUUCCAUGCCACUGGUGAACAGGGAUGUGUGAAUUGAGUGGACAGACAUUUGUCAGGUAGGCCUCUAGUGGCUCGUGGAAAGUAGCCUUGGAGAGAUCAAAGAAAGAAAAGAAAAAAACAGUAAUAAAAAAAGAUCCAUACAAAUCAAGGAAGUAUUAGCUUCUUAAUGAUUUGCAUUUUUUGUUUCAUCAAUGAGACUGAGUUAGCCUAUGAGUGAUUGACCUGGAAAAGCAGCACAGGACAUAAACUGUCAGGUCUAUCCAGGCCAAACCAGCAGUACGCAGCUAUGUGGAGAGAAAAAAAAAAACGUUAUGUGUAAUAUUACGCAAACAACUUUAUACCAUAUUCUGGAAAGAUUAUGUAAUAACAGUUUCUGAAAAUGAUAUCCUUUGUAAAACAUUGGUUGUUUGAUUGAGCAGCUAUUAUGAGCAGCUAUUAUGUUUAUAACCUAGUUAAUGAUCCCAAGAUUGGAAUGGAGUUUUGGUUGUUCUAUCCAAGGUAAAAACUUAAAUAAAAUAACAAUAAAACUUGAAAAAAACAAAAGUUCAUAAAACAGAUUUGGAGUUAGAAGAAAGGUGAAUUUUUCAAAGAAAUCAAAAUGUUAUUUUUGUACACUUU
This is a messenger RNA of Xyrauchen texanus (razorback sucker), 1726 nucleotides long. RefSeq names its product CCHC-type zinc finger nucleic acid binding protein-like. Gene Ontology annotation, molecular function: single-stranded RNA binding; mRNA binding; zinc ion binding. The record is from RefSeq and is a predicted model, not a curated record. Bases 389 to 874 code for a protein of 161 amino acids. The transcript has 5 exons. NCBI's taxonomy places the organism in Eukaryota, Metazoa, Chordata, Actinopteri, Cypriniformes, Catostomidae. Gene Ontology annotation, cellular component: cytoplasm. Gene Ontology annotation, biological process: positive regulation of cytoplasmic translation.